Messenger RNA from Trichophyton rubrum CBS 118892, 315 nucleotides. RefSeq lists its product as uncharacterized. The record is from RefSeq and is a predicted model, not a curated record. Bases 1 to 315 code for a protein of 104 amino acids. Lineage: Eukaryota; Fungi; Ascomycota; Eurotiomycetes; Onygenales; Arthrodermataceae. The transcript is spliced from 3 exons.
AUGGGUUUUUUCGAGAAUUUCUCCAACCAUGCCGAUGCUCACAAUGAGGUCAUGAAUGCCCCUCACAAGGCCUCCCUAUCUCACGAGCUGAUUGCCGGUGCCGCCGCCUACGAGGCCGCAAAGGCCUAUGAGGACCACGUCCAGAAGAAUGGAAAGCCAGACAGCCAUGCUAAGGCCAAGGAGAUCCUCGCUGGCUUCGCUGGGGCUUUCACAGACCGCAUGAUCGAGACGAAGGGCCUUGACUACAUUGAUAAGGAGAGGGUGAAGCGCCAGGCCCAUGAGCAUGCUCAGGAUGCCCUUGGACGGGAGUACUAG